ACGGGAGAUAGGAACCAGACCGAAAGGCAUCCACCAUGGUCAAGAACGUGCGUAUCACCUACCGCCGCCGUCACUCGUACGCGACCAAGUCUAACGCCAUCAAGGCUGUCAAGACCCCUGGUGGCAAGCUUGUCGCCCAGUACAUCAAGAAGCGUGCUGCUGGCCCCAAGUGCGGUGACUGCAAGCAGACGCUUAAGGGCAUCAAGCACCUGCAGUCGAAGGAGAACAAGAACGUGAGCAAGACGCAGCGCACUGUGUCGCGCGCCUACGGCGGCUCGCGUUGCGCUCUGUGCGUGCGUCAGCGUAUCGUCCGCGCUUUCCUGAUUGAGGAGCAGAAGAUCGUUAAGAAGGUGCUCAUGGAGAAGCUCAAGAAGAGCAAGUCGGCUUAAGCGUCUCUUUGAUUUCUAUCGAGGAGGGUCUUGUCCGAGGUCCUUUCUUCCCGUGUGGCUCGGUUCUAGCUUAAUGCAAGUUUCAUCGCCACGACCCGUUCAACUUGCGUCAUCAGCAUUGGUCUUGUUAUAUUUGUUGCU
Messenger RNA from Phytophthora infestans T30-4, 530 nucleotides. RefSeq names its product ribosomal protein L34. NCBI's taxonomy places the organism in Eukaryota, Oomycota, Peronosporomycetes, Peronosporales, Peronosporaceae. The record is from RefSeq and is a predicted model, not a curated record. Gene Ontology annotation, cellular component: ribosome; cytosolic large ribosomal subunit. Gene Ontology annotation, biological process: ribosome biogenesis; translation. The transcript is spliced from 2 exons. Bases 36 to 389 code for a protein of 117 amino acids. Gene Ontology annotation, molecular function: structural constituent of ribosome.